CCAUUGUGCUAUAGCUGCUGUGGUUUACUGAAUUAGUGUUUUCCAACAGUAGGAGGACAUUUUUCUGUCAGCACAAACAUCAAAAACAAAUGUCUGCUAUUUCAGCAGAGGAACUUCUAUUCAUCAAAGCAAUGAGAAGAGCAAGCAUGUUACUGAAGCUGAGCUGUGUGCUUCUGCUCAUCAUCCAGAGGGAUACAGAAAGUACACGGGUCAUUGGUGAAUGCAGGACUGUGGUACAGGGGGAGGAUGUGGACUUAUCCUGCAGACUGAUAGAGACAACUGAGGACCUCGAACAGAUAACAUGGCAGAAAAGUACUGCGGAAGAAACACAGAACCAUAAUUUUAUGCUGAUUAAUCCCAAUGGGGUUACUACAUUCCUUGCAUCGAAUGGAUUGAGUGGUAGAGUCCAGUUUAUUGGGAACCCAUCAGAAAACCUUGGAUCUAUUAGAAUAACAGCUGUCAGACUGUUGGAUGAAGGCACCUUCAAAUGUAUCUUCAGUGUUUUCCCCAGUGGAACAUACACUACAGAGAUACCUCUGACUGUGCUAGUUCCUCCAGUAGUGAGUGUGACAAUUGAUGUUCCUCCUGUCACUGGGAAGAAUGAGGUUGUCUUGGCAACCUGUAUGGCUGCUGGUGCCAAGCCACAGGCAGAUGUGACGUGGAAGUCAGGUACAUUUGGCAGUUUGUUGAGGACAGUGACUAACUUCACACAGCACACCAAUGGAACCACCACAGUACUCAGCCACCUGCUCGGGUUGCCAACCAGAGCAGCCAAUCAGCAGCAGGUCCAGUGUGUGGUCAGCCAGUCUGCCCUGGCAACAGAAAGGAGCUACAACUACACCAUAGACAUCCACUAUCCACCUCAGACAGUGAACAUUACCUUUAGUGAGGCCUCUAAAGCCACAGUCUUACGAUGUGUAGCAGAUGGCAACCCACACCCCAACUACAUCUGGAGCAGAGUGGCCCAGCCAUGGCCUGGGUCUUCAGUGAGAGCAGAGGGAGACAUACUGCACUUCCUCAGUCUCAGCUCUGAGCUGAAUGGUCUCUAUGUCUGUGAGGCCUCCAACCCCUACGGACGAGCAACUGGUUCCCUCAAUGUACACAUAUCCUCUGAGACCUCUGCUGCCUGUUGGGUUCUACUCGUUGUCAUUCUCUGUCUGAUUGUUGCUGCACUCAUAUGGUACCGGUGCAAAUACGGACAGUUUCCUUGGAGUCCAAUCAUAGCCAAUCAACAGUUCCAGGCACCACUACAGGUUGAGGAAGAUGAACCUGGGACGUCUGGGUUCUGACACUCCAAACCAGGAAGGCGGAUAAGGGAGAAGUAACAUGAUAAAUCACUGGACAGCCUGAGAACAGAUGCCAGAAGAAGCGCAGACAUGGAACGGGCGGGCCAGUCCAUAGCAUCAAUGCCUUCCUCUUGCAGGAACUGCUGACACACUCCAGCCACAUGAGGUCUAGCAUUGUCUUGCAUUAGGGGGAACCCGGGGCCAACCGCACCAGCAUA
Messenger RNA from Oncorhynchus tshawytscha (Chinook salmon), 1504 nucleotides. Its product is annotated as nectin-3. Gene Ontology annotation, biological process: heterophilic cell-cell adhesion; homophilic cell-cell adhesion. The transcript is spliced from 10 exons. The record is from RefSeq and is a predicted model, not a curated record. Bases 90 to 1289 code for a protein of 399 amino acids. Lineage: Eukaryota; Metazoa; Chordata; Actinopteri; Salmoniformes; Salmonidae. Gene Ontology annotation, cellular component: adherens junction.